AAGUAUCUGUCGGUCCUGUUCAUCUGAGGUGCGUCUCCACUCUCGAUCCCUCCUGCCAUCAAUCGUCGACGACUGUGCGCUUUACAUCCCAUUCACAUGCCUCUUUGGAUGAACCAUGGACUCACCAGCAGCCUUUCAAUCGCCUAGCAGUCAUCCUUCCCGCUCUCGUGCUCAAACCAAUAACCUAUCCCGCCCUCGCACAACCUCCUACGCCGUCGCCGUUGAUAGCCGCGGUGCCAUACAGAAACGGUCGAGACAGAACGAUCAUACCCGUUCCAUCUCCUUGUCACAGGAUCGUCUAUUCCGGCUGGCCACCGAGCAGUCAAACGCUCAAUUUGUUCCUCCAACAACUUCCAUACCGGACCCGUCUCUGGGUCUUCAACUUCAGUGGAUCACUCCUCAACACUCCCCACAACCUCAAGGAUUCUCAGAGCCCGUUAUCGAAGCCUUCCCGCAGUGGUCCGUCCCGACUCCUCCCCGAUCAGACUCAGGUAUCCCGAACGUUGUCGACGCCGACGAUUCCUCCGCUUGCAUCGGCUCCUCCGCCGGAUUUGAUCACUUCGAGCCUGCAACCGCCGCCGAAGAGAUGAGGUGUGUUACACCAAAACGAAACGCUGUGUUACGAAGAUCUGACGACCGCGAUAGCUCAUUAGGCUACCUGCUGCCGUCGCAGUAUGGCGCAUCACCAUACGAGUCGGAACAAAACAGCAGUAAGCUUCUUGUUGGCAAGCAUCGACGACGACUCAACUAACCACCAUGGUAGACUACGCUCCUAUGGAACCCAACUCGAUACCACCUAUGCGCACACCCCAAACCUCGACAACAAGUGCACCAGCUUCAUAUGCGCCUGGCGCAUCUACCAGCCCAGCUCUGUAUCAACACGCCCGACAUCCAGAUGCUGCCCGACGUUUCCCUGACUCUCCUUCAUCCUACGAACAAAGCUACCGAGCGGUAGCGACAAGUAAUCCUUACGACAUGCGUCCGAGCAGCAACUACUCUGUUGUCUCG
Molecule: messenger RNA, 1008 nt
Organism: Dissoconium aciculare CBS 342.82
Lineage: Eukaryota; Fungi; Ascomycota; Dothideomycetes; Mycosphaerellales; Dissoconiaceae
Exons: 1
Coding region: 116-751 (211 amino acids)
Source: RefSeq, a predicted model, not a curated record